This is a messenger RNA of Yamadazyma tenuis ATCC 10573, 2562 nucleotides long. It is a transcript of the gene MCM2, whose product is annotated as MCM DNA helicase complex subunit. Gene Ontology annotation, molecular function: single-stranded DNA helicase activity; 3'-5' DNA helicase activity; single-stranded DNA binding. Lineage: Eukaryota; Fungi; Ascomycota; Pichiomycetes; Serinales; Debaryomycetaceae. Gene Ontology annotation, biological process: double-strand break repair via break-induced replication; DNA replication; mitotic DNA replication initiation. The record is from RefSeq and is a predicted model, not a curated record. Gene Ontology annotation, cellular component: MCM complex; nucleus.
AUGUCAAGUCCAACACGAAACCCUAGAAAAAGACAAGUAGAUGAAGAUGACGAGGUGUUGAGUGACCAUUCAUCACCCAUCCCUUCGUCUCCACCUCUUCCCUCUUCACCCUCGCGGCCUUUUGAAGAUGAAGAAGAGGAAAUCCACGAUGAUAUACAAGAUUUAAAUCCUAGUGACGAAGAAGACGGAGAGGAUUUGAUGGAGAACAUUGAAGGUGACUACAGAAUUAAUGAGGCUCAAGACCAGUACGACUUGGGAGAUGGAAACAUCGAUGAUGAAGAAUACGAAGAGUUGGACGCUGCCACCAGAAGAAGAAUCGACAACCAGUUGAACAGAAGAGACGAAUUAAUGUCAAGAGGUGGCCGGUCCAGAAGCCAGGCAUUUUUGGAUGGAGACGAUGAUGGCGACGAUGAAGGAAGGUUGGACCAGUACGGGUUGCCUAUUCAAAGAAGAAGAAGACGUCAAUUGGAAGAAGAAGGCGAUGGCAUGGACGAGCUCGAAGAAAUUGACCCUUUCAACGAAGAGUUAUCUUUGGAAAGCUUGAGUGACAUUAAGGCUCCUAGCAUCACCGAAUGGAUUUUGCAACCUGCGGUUUCUCGGUCCAUUGCUAGAGAAUUGAGAUCUUUCCUCUUGGAAUAUACUGAUGAGAAGGGUAGAUCCGUGUAUGGUGCCAGAAUUAGAUCUUUGGGUGAAGUUAACAGUGAAUCGUUGGAAGUGUCUUACGACCACUUGGCUGAAUCCAAAGCCAUUUUGGCAUUAUUUUUGGCCACUUCCCCUGCUGAAGUGUUAAGAAUAUUUGACAUUGUUGCCAUGGAAGCCACUGAAUUGCACUACCCUAACUAUUCGCAAAUUCACCAAGAAAUCCACGUUAGAAUCAUCAACUUCCCCAACUUGAUGAGCUUAAGAGAUUUGAGAGAGAGCAACUUGAAUAACUUGAUCAAGAUCAAUGGGGUUGUUACCAGAAGAACCAGUGUUUUCCCUCAGUUGAAGUACGUCAAGUUCGACUGUCUCAAGUGUGGUGCUGUUUUGGGUCCGUUUAUUCAAGAAUCGCAUACUGAAGUUAAGAUUUCAUUCUGUACCAAUUGUCAGUCCAAGGGACCUUUAAAAAUCAACAGCGAAAAAACCUUAUACAGAAACUACCAAAGAAUCACAUUACAGGAAAGGCCUGGGUCAGUACCUGCUGGUAGAUUACCUAGACAUAGAGAAAUCAUUUUGUUGAGUGACUUAGUCGAUACAGCUAAACCCGGUGAAGAAGUCGAGGUCACUGGUAUUUACAAGAACAACUAUGAUGGUAACUUAAACGUUAAGAGUGGAUUCCCAGUGUUCGCUACCAUUAUUGAAGCCAACUCGAUCAACAAGAAGGAAAUUUCAAACCAGAAUAUGAGUUUGUUUUCGGAAGAAGAGGAAAGAGAAUUCAGGAAGUUGAGUCAAGAACGAGGUAUCAUCGAUAAGAUCAUCUCGUCCAUGGCCCCUUCUAUCUAUGGACAUAAAGACAUCAAGACUGCUGUUGCGUGUUCUCUUUUCAGCGGUGUUCCAAAAGACAUCAAUGGUAAGCAUUCCAUUAGAGGUGAUAUUAAUGUGUUAUUAUUGGGUGAUCCCGGUACUGCCAAAUCACAAAUCUUGAAGUAUGUCGAAAAAAUUGCAAACAGAGCUGUUUUUGCAACUGGUCAAGGUGCAUCUGCCGUCGGGUUGACAGCCUCUGUCAGAAGAGACCCAUUAACUAGCGAAUGGACUUUGGAAGGUGGUGCCUUGGUUUUGGCAGAUAAAGGUGUUUGUUUGAUUGAUGAAUUUGAUAAGAUGAACGACCAAGACAGAACCUCCAUUCACGAAGCUAUGGAACAGCAAAGUAUCUCUGUUUCCAAAGCCGGUAUUGUCACCACUUUACAAGCCAGAUGCUCGAUCGUUGCAGCUGCUAACCCUAACGGAGGAAAGUACAAUUCGACAUUGACUUUAUCACAGAACGUUGACUUGACAGAACCAAUUUUGUCGAGAUUCGAUAUUUUGUGUGUGGUGAGAGACAUCGUGAAUGAAGAGCUGGAUGAAAGAUUGGCGAGUUUCGUCAUUGAUUCUCAUAUGAGAUCACAUCCCAACACUGAGCUUGGUGAUGAUUUCAUGGGUGAAGACGAUGAAGUUAUGGAAAUCGAUACUCCUAGUAAGAGUUCGAGACAAAGACGUCUUGCCGAGGUCAACAAGCAGAAAGAAAAGGAAAUUUCUCCAAUCAGCCAGGAAUUGUUAGGCAAAUAUAUUGCUUAUGCCAGAGCCAAAGUUCAUCCAAAAUUACACCAAAUGGAUAUGGACAAGGUUGCCAAGGUAUAUGCCGACUUGAGAAGAGAAUCGCUUGCCACUGAGUCCUUCCCUAUCACGGUUCGUCAUUUGGAAAGUAUUUUGAGAAUUGCAGAAGCAUUUGCCAAGAUGAGGUUGAGUGAUUUUGUCAGUCAAAGUGAUUUGAAUCGGGCCAUCAAGGUGAGUAUCGAUAGUUUUGUGGGAGCACAAAAGGUGACGGUACGGAAGAAGUUGCAACGUGCCUUCAUGAAGUAUACAUUGCCCACCAGGAGGAGCUAG